This is a messenger RNA of Eimeria mitis, 1254 nucleotides long. RefSeq lists its product as uncharacterized. Lineage: Eukaryota; Apicomplexa; Conoidasida; Eucoccidiorida; Eimeriidae. The transcript is spliced from 4 exons. Gene Ontology annotation, biological process: protein prenylation. The record is from RefSeq and is a predicted model, not a curated record. Gene Ontology annotation, molecular function: protein prenyltransferase activity. The coding region runs from base 1 to 1254 and encodes 417 amino acids.
AUGCACGGGCGGCGGCGAGACCAGCUGCCAGUGCUUUCUCCUGAGAAGCAAGAAGAGCAGCGGCAGAAGGUUCGGUUGGCUUUCGCUUUGCUGCAGCGGCUGCUGCAGCAGCGGUGCUCGGGUGUACGUACACCUGAGGCCCUGCGGGCCACACGCACGCUGCUGGAGUUUCACUCCGAGCUGGCUCCUCUAUGGAAUUACAGAAAAGAAAUCAUCAGCAGCUGCUGCAGCAGCAGCUGCAGCAGCAGCAGCAGCAGCAGCAGCAGCAGCAGCAGCAAACAGCAGCAGCAAAACAACGACACCCAACAAGAUACGCCGCACUCGGAUAGCACCAAGACAGAAGCAAAUAACGACAGCAGCAGCAGCAGCAGCAACAGCAGCAGCAACAACAUCAGCACCAGAAUCGACAAGAGCCGCCGCAGCAGCGACAUCAUCAUCAUCAACAGCAGCAGCAGCAGCAACAGCAGCAGCAGCAGCAGCAGCAGGUCAGGGGUCGAUAGUAUAUCUUUGUCUUCGUUGCUGCAGCAGGAGCUGCAGCUGACGAGUUGUUUAAUUUGCAGAGGCAAGAGCAAGGCCUACUGUUUGUGGCUGCACCGCAGCUGGGUGCUGGCGAAGCAAAUCGAGCUGCUGCUGCUGCCGCUGCUGCAGCACACAGAAACAGAACAGCAGCAGCAGCAGCAGCAGAAGCAGCAGCAGCAGAAGGAGCAGCAGCAGGAGAAACAAGAUGGGGAGUAUCAGCAGGAUCAGCAGCAGCAGCACCAGCACCAGCAGCAGGAGCAGCAGCAGCAGGAUCAGCAGCAGCAGCAGCAGCAACAGCAGCAGCAGCAGGAGCAGCAGCAGCAGCAGCAAAGUAUUGAUAAGAGUGUAUUAGUUUCGUGUAUCGAUGAGUGUAUAUCUGUGCUGCAGCAGGAGCUGCAUGCAUGCAAGCUGCUGCUGCAGCAGCAAGACAACCGAAACUUUCACUGCUGGCAGCACAAAAUGAUGGUGGGGGGAUGGCUAGCAGCAGCAGAAUAUCUUAAACAAAAUAUUUAUUCUUAUGCUGCAGCACAACAAGGGGAGGUGGCAGCCAGUGGGGUCGCUGCAUCUGGCGCGGGUCAGCAGCAGCAGCAACUGCAGCAGCAGCUGCAGCAGCAGCUGCAGCAGCAACCCGCUGAGCCUGGGGGGGCCCGCGGUGUCCCCCGUGUGGCAGUUUGUGCUGCAGCAUCCGCUGGCUCUCGACAGCGCAGCAGCAGCAGCAGCAGCAGCAGCAAAUAA